UCAAAAGACGGAACACAUUACCAUAUAAAGAUAGUCAUUCUCGCUCUUUAAAUAAAACUAUCACAUCGCGGUCCUUCGCAUUCGAAAUUCAGUGGUCGUUGUGCGUGCAUCCGAAACCGUCACCCACGAAAUUCUUGCAGCUCGGCUAAAUCAAUUAACAAAGGGAGGAGGACAUGGUGUCGGACAACAUCGAGUCGAACGAUGCAUCGAGUUCGCCGGAAUUGCAAAUUUUGCGCGGCGACGAAAGAAGCGAGAUCGCCGAUUUCUAUGAUCGAACGAACGUAUUGGUGACUGGUGGAACGGGAUUCAUCGGCCAGCUGCUUGUCGAGAAAUUGCUGAGGUCUUGUCCAGGCAUAGCGAAGCUUUACAUGAUCGUGAGGCCGAAAAAGGGAAAAUCUGCAGAAGAACGGUUCAAAGAGAACUUUGACGUACCCGUGUACGAUAGACUAAAGCACGAGAGACCAGAUUUCAUUGACAAGAUCGUGAUGAUAGAGAGUGAUAUCGCUGAAGAGGACUUCAACGUUGUGGAGGAAGUCAAUGAUAUGUUGAAGAACACGAAUGUCGUGUUUCACGCUGCCGCGACCGUUCGAUUCGACGAAGAGCUUCGACUGGUAAUGAACAUCAACGUGAGGAUCACGAAGCGUUUGUUGCUGUGGGCGAAAGAUUUGCCGAACUUAAAGGCAUUCGUGUACGUGUCAACAGCGUUCUCGAACUGUCCCAAUAAAGUCAUCGACGAAAUCCACUACAAAGCGACCAUCGAUCCUGACGAUUUCAUAUCGUUGGCGAACUCCCUGGACAAUGAUCAACUCGAAGCUAUCAAAUCGGCAUUGUUCAGCAAAUUCCCGAAUAACUAUAUUAUCAGCAAAGCAACCGCGGAGGCCGCCGUACUAAAAUAUGGACAAGACAUUCCAACGGGGAUUGUCAGACCUUCCAUGGUUGCGACGACAUUCGAGGAACCAUUGAAUGGGUGGAUAAACAAUUUAUACGGUAGUGUUGGCUUUGUUGUUGCAGUUGGCCUUGGUUUUAUACGUGUAGGAUAUUGCAUACCUGAACACGUUGCUGACCUGAUGCCAGCCGACUAUGUCGUGGCUACUAUCAUUGCUGCUGGUUGGGAUAUUGCGAACAGGAAAUCUCUAACGAAAUUGGAGAUAGACACGAACCUGACUGACGAAGAGAAAGUGCCUAUAUAUAAUUCGGUAUCGUCGCCACAGAAUCCAAUUACUUGGCGAGAGUACAUGCAACAUAAUUAUGAACAUGGAAUUCGUGUACCAUCUAUACAUAGUAUUUGGUAUUACAUGUUUUUCUUCAUAACAAAUGAGUUCAUGUAUUGUGUCUGCACUUUCCUGUUGCACACGAUACCAGCGUUUAUCGUAGACACGAUAGCACGUCUCAUAGGCCGUAAACCAAUUUUAAUGGACUCGUAUAAAAAAAUAAAUAAAUAUCUCACAGCAGUGCACCAUUUCUCGACGAAUCAGUGGAAGUUCCGCAAUGAGAAUGUGAGGAAAAUGUGGGGAAAGCUGAAUUCUGUCGAUCGAAAAAUGUUCAAUUUCAAUGUGGAGAACAUAAUCUGGAAUGAUUACUUUUACCAUCAUAUUAGAGGUAUACGCCAGUACGUGGUCAAAGAUCCACUGGAAACUUUGGAUGUAGCUAUCGCCAAGUACAACAGACUGCGCAUAGCACAUUAUACGGUAGUGACGCUAAUUACGCUGUUAGUGGCAUGGCUCAUUGUAUCAAUUGUACUUUCCGUUUGGUCAUACUGUCCUUGGUCUUAUUAAGUAUUAUUCGAUCGUAUUCAGUAAAUGAUUUCUCGUCGAAGCAAACAAGUGUAUUUAAAUCGGUCAUUGUCGAUUGUAAGAAACGGAAAUUUCGUAGAAAUAAAUUGUUUCCGUUAAUAA
This is a messenger RNA of Megalopta genalis, 1895 nucleotides long. Lineage: Eukaryota; Metazoa; Arthropoda; Insecta; Hymenoptera; Halictidae. The record is from RefSeq and is a predicted model, not a curated record.